AUGUCCCUCCCCUUCCCGACCCGUCAGCUUUACUACGACGGCCAAGUGCGCGCCGCCUCGUCCGGCAAGACCUUCCAGACUAUCAACCCCGCUACCGCAACGCCGCUGGCCGAGAUCCAGGUCGCUUCCAACGCUGAUAUCGACGCUGCCAUUGCUGCCGCUGACCGCGCGUUCGUGACAUGGUCACAGACUCCCUAUAUCGUGCGCGCCCGUGUCUUGCACAAGGCGGCUACUCUGCUACGCGAGCGCAAUGAUGAGAUCGCCCGCGUCGAGACGCUUGACUCGGGCAAGGCUUUCACGGAGACGAGCACCGUCGAUGUCGUGACCGGUGCCGACGUGCUCGAGUACUACGCCAACUUCAUCGGCGGGGGUGGUCUCAAUGGCGAGACGACGCAGCUGCGCGAGGAUGCAUGGGUGUAUAGCAAGAAGAUCCCCCUGGGUGUCUGCGCGGGUAUCGGUGCUUGGAACUAUCCCAUCCAGAUUGCCCUGUGGAAGUCCGCCGCUUGCCUGGCCGCCGGUAACACCAUGGUCUACAAGCCCAGCGAGUUCACCCCGCUCCACGGCGAGACUCUCGCACAAAUCUACACCGAGGCCGGCCUUCCGGCCGGCGUCUUCAAUGUGAUCAACGGCGCUGGCGACGUUGGUGGCUACCUGACCAGCCAUCCCCUCAUCGCCAAGGUCUCCUUCACUGGCCAGGUGUCCACCGGCAUGAAGGUCGCUGGUUCUGCUGCCGGCAACAUGAAGUAUGUGACCAUGGAACUGGGUGGCAAGAAUCCGCUCGUCGUUUGCCCGGAUGCAGACCUGGAGAGCGCCGUCGACGGCGCCAUGAUGGCCAACUUCUACAGCACCGGCCAGGUCUGCACCAACGGCACCCGCGUGUUCGUGCCCCGCGCGAUGAAGGCUGAUUUCGAGAAGCGCCUGCUUGAGAAGAUCUCCUUUGUGCGGGCUGGCCCGCUCUUCGACGAACAGACGAACUUCGGCCCACUCAGCUCAGAGGUCCACUACAAGAGGGUCGUCGAGUAUAUUCGCCACGGCAUCGAGAACGACCGCGCUACCCUGCUAUGUGGUGGUCUUGGGAAGCCCGCUGUGCCCCAGGACCUACAGGCCGGCUACUGGGUCAAGCCCACCAUUUUCACCGACUGCACGGACGACAUGCGCAUCGUGAAGGAGGAGAUCUUCGGCCCUGUCAUGUCCAUCUUGUACUACGACACCGUUGAGGAGGCCGUGCGCCGUGCGAAUGCCUCUGAGCUUGGCCUCGCCGCUGGCGUCUUCACGAAGGAUCUCAAUCAAGCCCACCGCGUCAUUGACCAGCUCCAGGCCGGCAUCACUUGGGUGAACACCUGGGGCGAGAGUCCCGCCGAGAUGGCCGUCGGCGGCUGGAAGAAGAGCGGUCUGGGCGUGGAGAACGGCCGCAAGGGUAUUGAGGCUUGGCUGCAGAAUAAGAGCACCCUGGUCGAUAUGAGUGGGGCUGUGGCGAGCGUCUUUGCCAAGCUCUAG
Molecule: messenger RNA, 1497 nt
Organism: Penicillium canariense
Lineage: Eukaryota; Fungi; Ascomycota; Eurotiomycetes; Eurotiales; Aspergillaceae
Product: NAD/NADP-dependent betaine aldehyde dehydrogenase
Exons: 2
Coding region: 1-1497 (498 amino acids)
Molecular function (GO): aldehyde dehydrogenase (NAD+) activity
Source: RefSeq, a predicted model, not a curated record